Callithrix jacchus (white-tufted-ear marmoset) is the source of this 3145-nucleotide messenger RNA. It is a transcript of the gene PERM1, whose product is annotated as PPARGC1 and ESRR induced regulator, muscle 1. Lineage: Eukaryota; Metazoa; Chordata; Mammalia; Primates; Cebidae. The record is from RefSeq and is a predicted model, not a curated record. Gene Ontology annotation, biological process: regulation of DNA-templated transcription; response to muscle activity. Gene Ontology annotation, cellular component: nucleus; cytoplasm.
AUGGAAAAUUUCCAGUACAGCGUCCAGCUGAGUGACCAGGACUGGGCCGAGUUCUCAGCCACCACCGACGAGUGUGGCCUCCUGCAGGCUGGCCUGGCCUCUGGGGACGAGCUCUUGUCCAGUGACAUUGACCAAGGGGACAGCAGCGGCAGCAAUCCCCCCAGCGCCCCGCCUCUCCUGACUGGGCAGCCAGUGGUUGGGGGGCAGGGCUGUGAGGAGGAGGAGGUGGCCGGGCAGUUCCCUGUCAGCAGGUCUUGGUGUGACCCUGUCUUGGCCCUGGGGACCAGUCACCUGACACCCAGCACGUCCGCACGGGCAGAAGCUCGGCUGUUCCUUGGCCCCGGCACCACUCCUCCUGGCCAGCACUCAUCCCGCCCCAGUCCAGCGUCUUCUGGAGACCAGAUGCAGAGACUUCUACAGGGGCCUGCCCCACAGCCCCCAGGGGAGCCCCCUCAAAGUCCUGAGUCCCCUGGCCACUGCGCUGCCUCCCAGAGGCCCCCCAGUAGCCCUGGAGCCUCGUCAUGGAGCCCCGGCCGAAAGAAGAGGCGAGCGGUGGGUGCUAAGGGGAGUGGGCAGGCAGGAGCCCCUGCUUCUGCACAGACGGACUCCCCUGAGAUUGCAAAGCUGACAGCCAGAGCCAGGCAGGAGAAGCUGGGGCCAGGCCCUGUAGGAGCUCCCAAGCCUGGCCCUGGGCCUCCUGUUCAGGAAGCCAAACUAGGGCCAGGUUUGGGCCUGUCCAUACCUGUCCCUGUGACUGAGCAAGGUACAGACCAAAUCAGAGCCGCCCCCAGCACCAGGCUGCACACAGUGUCCAGACCCAUCCAGGAAGCCCACCCAGAUGUUUCACGGUCUGAGUCAUACAUGGCUGUGUCUACACCCGCCUCCAAGCCUCAGUGUGACAUCGCUGUGUCUACACCCGCCUCCAAGCCUCAACCUGACAUGGCUGUGUCUACACCAGCCUCCACUUCUCAACCAGACAUGGACAUGGCUCUGUCCACACCAGCCUCCACAUCUUGCCUGGAUGUGGCCUUGGCUACAGCAGGCCGAGUGGUGAAGCUAGAGGUGGCUUCAUUUCCACCUGUCUCAGGGGCUGUGCCAAGGAUGGCCGAGUCGGCCGGGCUUGUGUGUACACCUGGUUCUGGAGCUGACACCACUGGCCCUGCUUGGUCUCCCACCCAAAAAGCUGGGCCUGACGUGGUGGACACGGAGGUUGUCGGGUCUGAGCCCUCAGCACGAGCCUGUGGACGCUGCUCUGGGGAGCCCACACCGGGUCUCACCCAAGUCCCCAAGAAGAAGAAAGUGCGAUUCUCCAUGGUUGUCCCCACCCCCAAGGAGCCAGGCACAGGGGAGGCCUCAGGCCCGGCCCCACCCGCCACAGCCCGGCCCUCAGCCCUCCGGACAGUGACUGGGGGUCACAGGGGGCCUGGAGUCUGGGACGCUGUGGCCUUUGGGCCCCAGCCCCACCAGCCUCGCAUCCUCAAGCAUCUGCCUCGCCCGCCCCCUUCUGCCAUGACGAGGGCCGGGCCCGGGAGCCGCUUUGCUGUGACCCUCCCAGAGGCCUACGAGUUCUUCUUCUGUGACCCCAUCGAGGAGGACGAACAUGCCGAGGCAGCAGCGGCCAGCCAGGGCCCAGCAGAUGUCCAGUGGCCGGACACGUGCGAGUUCUUCUUCCAAGACUGUGGAGCCCAGAGGUUGAGGCAGCGGCGGGCCCCAGUGCCAUCCCCGAGAGCUGGUUCCAUGCCGGCCCCCCCACCUGGAGACCCCGUGCCCAUUUCCAUCCCUGAGGCCUAUGAACACUUCUUUGGAGAGGAUGUGCCUGGGGGUGUCCCGGGUGCGGGGGCUGCCCCGAACUGGCUACAGGCCCUGGAGCCUCCCAGCUUGGCCUCCCAGGGAGCGGGGCCUGGGACCCCCUCCAAGCCAGCCACAGUAGAGCGGUUCCACCUGGCUCUCAGGCAGGCAGGGGAGCUCCGGGGGCCCGUCCCAUCAUCUGUCUUCAGCCAGAAUGACAUGUGCCUGGUGUUUGUAGCCUUUGCCACCUGGGCUGUGAGGACGUCAGAUCUGCACACCCCAGACGCCUGGAAAACAGUCUUGCUGGCCAACAUUGGCACCGUCUCUGCCAUCCGAUUCUUCCGCCGGCAGGUGAGGCAAGGGUGCCGCAGCCGCAGCCGCAGCCCCAGCCCCAGCUCCUAGGAGCCAGGCCCGGGCCAGGGAGACGCAGGACGAGGAGCUGAGCACGGGUGCCUGGAACAGGUGCCGCCCUCGCCGGGGCCCCCUGACUCGUCUUCUGCGGGGUCCGGGGGGGCGUGUCCUGGUGCUGCUCCCUAGGACUCACCUGAGGGUCCAGCCAGUGAGCACAGCUGCUCCCCACACUGGGGACGGAGAUGCCAGUCUCGGUGGGUGGAGGCCGGGCAGGUGGCUGGGCAGCAGGGUGGCCAGAUUCACAGAUGAGAACACGGGGCAUGUGGUUAAAUUUGAAUUUCGGACGUGCAAUACUACGGAGGCCAUUUUACUGAGAAGUGACUUGUUUACCUGGAAACCGCCCCUGUGCUUCCAGGAUGCAGUGGGGCUGAGCGGCGGGACAGGAGCUCUGGGCAGAGGAAGGAGUGAGGACAUGGGGUGGCCUCAAAGCGGGUGGGGGGUCUAAGGACUCUGCCCUCCUCAUGGGUAGGCUUGGUGGCAAGGGCUCCGAGGCUCAUCACCCCAAAUUCCAGAGGGACUGUGGCCAAGGCCUCUCGGGCUCUGGCCUGACACAGUGAAGGCGGCCCCUGCAGGGUGGGGGGUCUGCAGUAGAGCCCCGAGGGCCCUUGGUGCAGGUGCUGAGGGAGAAUUCGGUGGCAUCAGAUGGAGGACUGGGCUCUGGGUUUCUCCUGGGGGCUCAGAGGAGUCAGAAACGUGGUGGGAAGGCAGGUGAGGGGACUGAGGUGGCAGAAGUGGGGUGCUGUGGGGCACAGCUGAGAGGGGUGAGAGACGCAGUGGGAAGGCAGGUGAGGGGCCUGAGGUGGCAGUAGCAGGGGGCUGCCUGGCUGGGUGCCAGAUGGGGGAACCCCGAGGGAGCGUGAGAGGGUGUCCAAGACUGUGGGAGACCCCAGCUGCUGAGCAGAGAACAUGUAGACGCGGCACCAAUAAAAUCUUUUCUUUCUCUCUC